UGCUACUGCCGUCCGCGCUAUUUUCCUCUAUUGUGUGUGGGGCGUGCUCUCCGCGGCGGUCCAUCUAAGGAGCAUAUUCCGAAGAAGCGAUGCUUUCCGCGACUCGGCUUUCCCGCAACUAGUUGCGUUUUGGAUGUCAACACGAUGUACACGCGCACAGCGGCAAAUCUGGUCAACUGUGGCCUGCCGUCGGCAGCGUGAACUGAUCUGUGGACUGUCUACUGUGGUCUGUGACGAUCUGCAGCAGGUGAUUCACCCGGGGAUUAACCGGACAUCUUUGAGCCAAGACUGAAUUGAAGACAAGCCCGCCAAACGAUCCACAGAAUUUUCCGGGGCACCUUAGCCGUACAAACCUUAACCGUAGGAAACCAAGCCAGGAUCACCAUGCAGGAACUGACGAGAGUCUGCGACCUGAACGGCAAUGCUGGCAAGGCGGAGUUAAUGCCAGUUGCUCCAGCCACCAACAAUCUGGACCAGCUGCUGCCCAACAUUAAGCUGGAGCAUGAUCCCGACCUCGAGUGCUGGCUGCCCACGCCGGAGCAUCCGCAACUCCGACUGGACCUGAACAGCACUCGUCUGCUGUUGCAGGGCUCGGACGAUCCGCUGAUCUCGCAUGGCUCCACCAACGACGGCCACGACGAGGACCAUCCCUUCAAGACGCUGCUGGCGCGCAAAAGUGCCGGCCACGAGACACCACACAACGGCACCUGCAGUCCGCUGACCAAGCAGCAACUGAAGGCCAAUCUGCUGAUGGGCAGCCGAAAGGGCAACAAGCAAGCGCAGGUGGAACCCCCAGCACCGAUCCCCCAAAAGACAGUGAAACCAGUUCAAGGCCAAGGACAAAAUCGAUCCCGAAAGCGAGGCACCGAGGCGGGCGCCAUGAAGUUGCGAUACCACCAUCAGGCCUUGCCUGCGGAAUAUGCCGCCCACUACGAGGCUACCCAAGGUCGUCAGCCCGCAAGGCCGGUGCUGCCGCCACCACCUACUCCAUCUCUUCCUCCGCCGCCGGCGCCGAGUCAGGCGCACGAGAACGUGCGCAGCUGGCUGCGGAAGAUUGCCGAGAUCCAGCGCAGUGCCGAGCGCCAGCAGCAGAAGCAGUCCAGCACUCCCAGGAGCAAUCCUCCAGCCUCGCGAUCUUCACCCAUUGCAGCCACGUCGGUGGUGCCGGCCAAAGGUGCGGAGGUAUCAACCACCGCCACCUCGAAGAGAAGCUCCCUGAAGUAUGCCGACCUGCCCUACAUGGGCGAGAUCACGCUGGACAACUACAAGCCACGACGCGGACGGAAGCCCAAGAAGGCGGACAUCUGCCACCUCAUCUACAAGAACUAUGGCACCAUUGUGCCCGCCUCGGUGGCCGAGAUGCCGGUCAGUGCUGCUCCGCCGGCCUCAACGGCCACGAUUGCGGUGACGCCCGAGGAGCCACUGAAUCUCUGCCUGCGCGAUCAGAGCGGCGAUCGCUUCUCCAUCUCCAGCGGCGACAGUGAGAAGCCCACAACGACAACGGCCACGACGGAUUGCGGCAGCUCGUCGCACCGGACCACGCCACUUGGUUUGGGAAAACCCCUUACCUUGGAGCUGGCCGGGAGCGAGGAUCAGCCGAUGUCCGCGGCCAAGUUGCUGCUGCAACCAGUGGGCCUGUACUACCAGCAACUGGUGGAGUCCUGCCACCUGGGCGGGAUGCCCGUACCCCUGGAGACCAUCGAGAAGGACAACCAGCUGUCCCUCAAGAUACCCAUACCGAGUGGGUUCUUUGCCAACGAGACUGCUCCGCUGGCCAUGCGCAAGCGGAAGCGGUCGGCCAUCUUCAUCCCGCCCAUGCCCGCCGAGCACUCGUCCAGUCCCUCCAACGAGGUGAGCAUCUGCAAGUUCAAGUUCACCGGCGGGGCCAAGCCCACGCUGCAGGAGAAGAAGAUGCUCUCGGUGGAUGCGGAAGGUAACUACCGGUACUACAAUGGCACCGGCGACAAGACGAUGCGCGGCUACGAGUUCAUCUCCCGGGAUCAGCAGCAACAACUCCAGCAGACUCAGCAGAACCAGCAGAAUCAGCCCAAUCAGCAGGGUCAAAGUCAGGAGAAGCUCUACGUGGAUAUACCACCGCCAUCGACGGACCUCAGUCCGGAGCUGCUGCAAAUAUCGCCGGAGUCGCCGACUUCGACGCUGCUCCUGCCCAGCAGCAACCACGUGGCACCACACAGUCCGGUCUCCCAGUGCUCCAGCUCGCAGAGUCCCAUGCCCAAAUCUACGGCGGAUAGCGAGCGCAAGCGGCGAUCCUCGAGGCGGUCGAAGCAGCGCGAGAAGCUGGAGAAGACCUUCAAGGAGAAGGGCUUCCUCAUCCAGACCCAGCAGCUUCAGUCCGCCGAGGGUGCCACCUACUGCAAGUUCCGCCAGCUGAAGAAGUUCACGCGCUACCUAUUUCGCAACUGGAAGGAUCACAUACCGGAGAGCGAUCUGGCCAAGCACCAGAGCGCUGGACGGGAGGAUACUCUGCAAAAUCAGGACCGGGCCACAUAGGUCCUCUCUCGAGGAGAGCCCGAUCCCCCAGCCAGUCAACCACAAAGCACUGCCAAAGAUUUAGUUUAAGACGAGAUGAGAUUGGCGUUGCCAAUGGAGGAGGGUGGAGCACAAGCUCAAGCUCAAGCGUAAGCACAAGCACACCAUCCCAUGCCGAUUCCGUCCAUGCGGGCUGCCCCAGAACGCGAUCAAUGAUCCUCAGCCACGCUUCCUAGUCGUUCAUCAGUUUUUCUAGUGCCUAAUGAAAUGUUAUUGUUAACAAAUAAACUCAAUGUUUAACCAUAAAAGUGUGUCGGAUCAUAAGUUGACUCGUCAAUUACAGAACAAUUUUA
Messenger RNA from Drosophila elegans, 2843 nucleotides. RefSeq lists its product as uncharacterized. The transcript is spliced from 2 exons. Bases 385 to 2511 code for a protein of 708 amino acids. The record is from RefSeq and is a predicted model, not a curated record. Lineage: Eukaryota; Metazoa; Arthropoda; Insecta; Diptera; Drosophilidae.